CGUUCCCGUCUGUUAUGUACACACCCGAUCUCUCUCCGCCACACCCGUAUCCUCUCCCUCUCUCAAACCCUACCAACAAGCGGAGGGUAGACGAAGCGAAGCGGGCGGAAAGUAGAUGCCCUAGUUUUCUCCUUAUGUGGGAGCUUGGGUUUUCGAUCGAAGAGAGGAGAGACUAGGAUAGGAUAGGAGAGCAAUAGGGGAGGCGUUGCUUCGGUCUUCUCUCGGUUUCUCCGCGAGGCCGAGGACCCGUGGAGAGUGGAGCAAUCCGCGGGUUGGAUCCGAAACCCCCGAGCUUACUUGGCUGAUCCCGAAGCCGGCGGCGGCGGGGCUUGCCUUGACCUGAUCGACCUGCUGGUCUCGUAUCGUAGUUACGGAUGCCAUAGGCUUGAUUUGUUCGUGCUUUCUUUCGCUCACCAAUCGGGUUCUUCAGCCCUUGAGGAAUAGCUGGAGAUUGAAGAUAUGACAUUCUCUUUUGAGUCUCUACAUAAUCGGGAACAAGCCUGUGACUUCUGUUUGUAAAUUCAAUCUCAUUCUAAGUUCUUAGAAAAGAAAUUCAGUACCAGAACCAACAUGGGGGCCAAUUGCUGUGUGGCUGUGAAAGACAAACCCUUGCCGAGCCCAGCUCAGUUUGAUGUUUCAACAUAUAGGAACAUUAGACGCUCUCCUACUUGGAGCUUUCGGUGGGACAACCGAACACACAUAGAGGAUGCCAUGGAUAAUGCUGUUCAAUUUUCUCAUCAUCAUAGUGGGAAUGUUGGACCUCAGAUUAGGAGCGAGUCACCCACUGAAGCUGAAAGCCUUUUUGUGAGAGGUAGUCCAUCAGAUGCUUUCCAUUUAGAAAAGUGGCAUGAAUCUCCAAUUAGGUCUGGGAGUGCUGGGAAGUUGAAAGAUGUUUCUGCAGAUGAUCAGUCCAUCAAAAGCAAUUCAUCCGGCAAGAGUAAGGGCUCCCUUAUGUUGUCAUACUUUGCAAGUGCUCCAGACGUCAAAUUUUCGAAAUCAGUGCCUUCAACUCCUUCCUCAUCUUCAUACAAGGCAGAUCCAUCAUCGUCCAGGAGCUGUUCUCUACCAUCUGAUCCAACUUUGUCAAGGAAGGCAUGCCGAUCCCCAGGCUGUCAACUCUCUUGGCAGAUAUCUGACGGCAGCAGGAUACCAUCUCUUCAUUCCCUUGAUGAGAACAGAAAAAUAUCAGUUUCAGUGCCUUCAACUCCUUCCUCAUCUUCGUUCAAAGCAGAUCCAUCAUCGUCUACGAGUUGUUUUGUACCCUUAGAUCCUACUUCAUCGAGGAGGGCAUGCCGAUCACCAGGCUUUCAACUCUGUCGCCAGAUCUCAGAUAGCAGGAUACCAUCUCUUCAAUCCCUUAAUGAGAACAGUUCUCCCGAAGGAAGGCACUCUUUUGUGCUCUCUUUCCGCAGCAAUGAAUUGUCUACAGGAGGUUCUCAUGGUGAGUCUUCUGAUGGAUGGUCGAUGCGGACCUUUUCUGAGCUUGUGGCUUCCUCAAAUAGGGAGAGAUGGUCAUUUGACAGUGAUGAUCUUACCUCCAGUAGCAGCAAAAUAACAGGAUCAAAUCCUCAGCAGACAACACAAGUCUCUCCUGAUCAGCCGACUUGCAAAGUAUGCUCAAAGCUAUUAAUGGAGCAUUGUGUGGUUGCUGUUUUGGUUUGUGGACAUAUUUACCAUGCUGAAUGCUUGGAGAAAAUGACGACUGAAAUUGACCGCUAUGAUCCAACAUGCCCUGUCUGUACACAUGGAGAAAAAUCUGCAGCAAAGCUAUUUAAGAAAGCUGAAACGAAGGCUAGAAACAAGCUCUCCAGAAUUGGAGUAGCUGACAAUGAUCCACAUGGAGAUGCUAUCUGUGAUCGUCAUAAGAAGGUUGGUGACGGACCCAAGAUGGGUGCCAGUUCUAGCACCCAAUCGUCUUUUGGCAGGUCAUUUUUGAGGCAACGUUUCUCUAUUGGUAGAUCUUCACGGUCAACAACUGAAAAUGAAUCUCACAGGAAGAAAGGCUUCUGGGAAAGAUACAGGAGGGAAUGAUUGUAGCCUUGCCAUCAUUCUGGUAAUGGUACAAAUUCAUAUAUCAUAUUUGUCCAAGUGCACAAGCAGGAAAAGUAUAUACUUGUGAUCUGCGCACCCGGCUAUAUUCUCCAUGAAGAAUUCGAACGGGAAAAAGAAAAACAAUGUUUCUGUUAAUAUGGUAGAAGCGAAACUUAUAUAGUUCAGGUGGUACAGAGAACUAGCAGUGAAGUUCCAGGCCUUCUCUCUCUCUCUGAAAAGUUAUAUUAGUUGAGCCCACCGUUAAUAUUUCUGUGGGCUCGUUUUUAUUGUUCAUGUUAUAUCUUUGCUUAAAAACUGAAGUUAAUAAGUCGUGGUAGUAUAAUCUGAUGUGAUAGUCUAGACAUGUCCCGCUGUGUUGAUGAGCAUGUGUCACACGGAACUGUGCUCGAGAUGUUCGUUCAAUGACAGGAGGUGCAAUUAAUCAUUAGCUAUUGCUUUA
Musa acuminata AAA Group (dessert banana) is the source of this 2491-nucleotide messenger RNA. RefSeq lists its product as uncharacterized. The record is from RefSeq and is a predicted model, not a curated record. The transcript is spliced from 4 exons. Bases 571 to 2031 code for a protein of 486 amino acids. Lineage: Eukaryota; Viridiplantae; Streptophyta; Magnoliopsida; Zingiberales; Musaceae.